This is a messenger RNA of Trichoderma breve, 5433 nucleotides long. RefSeq names its product amidase domain-containing protein. The coding region runs from base 1 to 5433 and encodes 1810 amino acids. The record is from RefSeq and is a predicted model, not a curated record. Lineage: Eukaryota; Fungi; Ascomycota; Sordariomycetes; Hypocreales; Hypocreaceae. The transcript is spliced from 2 exons. Gene Ontology annotation, molecular function: metal ion binding; ATP binding; methylcrotonoyl-CoA carboxylase activity. Gene Ontology annotation, cellular component: mitochondrion.
AUGACCCGAAUCACUCAAUCGCGCGAGGGUCAAUCCCCUCUUCUCAUUCACGAAUGGAGGGCAGUCCAGGCAUUGGGUGGUGGUUUGCAGAGACUCUACUCACUAGUUCAGAGGGAGCGCAGCUCUAAUGCAGCAACGCGUGCCUGGAUCAGUAUCUGUACAGAUGAGCAACUCAAAGAGCAAUGGGACCGCUUACAUGCCUCACACAAACAGCCAACUUCCCUCCCCUUAUACGGCGUCCCCUUUGCCGCAAAAGACAACAUAGAUGCAGUAGGCUUCGCAACCACGGCGGCUUGCCCGGCAUUCGCCACCACUCCUGCCACUGAAGACGCUUCUGUCGUUGCGAGACUAAAGGCAGCUGGUGCCAUCCUCAUUGGCAAGACCAACCUCGAUCAGUUCGCUACAGGUCUCGUCGGAACUCGGUCACCGUUCGGAGCGGUUCCCAACAGUUUCGACCCUACGAGGGUAAGCGGCGGAUCCAGUUCGGGCAGUGCCGUUGUGGUCGCUCGGGGAGCUGUCCCAUUCUCUCUGGGAACCGACACGGCGGGAUCCGGUCGUGUUCCCGCCGGCUUGAAUAACAUCGUCGGCUUGAAACCUACACGCGGUGCUCUGAGCGCAAGAGGAGUGGUGCCGGCUUGUCGGACACUAGACUGCGUGUCCAUCUUCGCGCUCACUGCAGAUGACGCCGAGACGGUGUUGUCUGUCGCAGAGGGUUACGAUGCGCAGGACUCUUACUCGAGGAUCCGGCCGUUGAACACCACACAUACUUCAGACUCUGGAUUCGGACACAAGGCGAAUGAAAGACUGCAGCCCGUGCUGGCUAUUUGUGCUAAUCCACCUUGGUUCGACCGCGAUGACCAUUCUCCUUCGUAUGAAGCUGUCCUCGACAGGGCUAGAUCACUCGGAUGGGUACUACAGCCUGUCGACUUCACAUUGCUUUUCGAGCUCGCGUCACUGCUUUACUUCGGCCCAUGGGUCGCAGAGCGUUACCAAGCGAUUCGAACCUUUAUCCAGAACAUUGAACCAGAUCAGAUGGAUCCCGUGGUGCGCAAGAUCAUCAAGCAAGCGGAGAGCUUCUCUGCCACGGACGCUUUCGAGGGCGAAUACAAGAGGCAGGACUUGACGCGCCAGAUCGAGCUGGCAUUUGCCGCAUACGACGGCCUCCUUGUGCCCACAUCACCCACAUUCCCAACCCUCGAACAGGUCACUCUCAGCCCUGUGGAGGAGAACUCGCGGCUGGGCACUUAUACCAACUUUGUCAACUUUCUAGAUUGGUCCGCCUUGUCGGUACCAGCUAGAUUUCGACACGAUGGGCUGCCGUUUGGGAUCACAUUAAUCGCAAACAACUGGCAGGAGCCGCACCUGUUGAGAUGGGCCCGGGCAUGGUUAGCUGGCCAGACAAGGACACUUGGAGCUGUGUCUGCGCGCUGUCUCGAGCCGGCACUUUCGAAACCUCAAGAAGCACACGCUUCGGAGAAGAUGUCCGAGAACAGCAUCAGCGUCGCCGUAGUUGGUGCUCAUCUCUCGGGUAUGCCUCUGAACAAAGAUCUUGUCUCGCGUGGUGCUGUUCUCAGUCGUAAGACGAGGACGUCGAAUCGUUAUCGUUUAUUCGCGCUUCAGAGUGAAAGCGGCCCGUCUCGGCCAGGUCUGCAGCGCCUGCAGGAUGCACAAGCCGGGGCAGAGAUUGUUGUCGAGGUAUGGGAAUUACCCGAGACAGCUUACGCUAGCUUUGCCAACACCAUUCCUUCACCACUUUCCAUAGGAAAAAUAGAGCUUAGAGAUCACUCUUGGGUCUCUGGCUUUGUUUGUGAGCCGUACGGCCUUGAUGGAGCGGUCGACAUCACGCAUUUUUCGGGUUGGCGGUCCUACAUCAGUCACCUGAAUCAGCCAGAGCCAGCCUCACUUGGCUCAGUGUCCACGGUCUUGAUAGCCAAUCGCGGAGAAAUUGCCGUACGGAUCAUAAAGACGCUGCAUCGGCUGGGCCUCAAGGCAGUGGCCAUUUACUCGAGCGUCGACGCCAACUCCCCUCACGGUCACCUUGCGGAUCUAUCCUACGAGCUCAAGGGUCAAUCCGUGGCCGAGACCUACCUCUCGAGCAGCCAGAUUCUUACCAUUGCAAAGUCUGCAGGAGUAGACGCGAUCAUCCCAGGCUAUGGGUUUCUGGCUGAGAAUGCUGAUUUCGCUACGGCCGUUGAGGAAGCCAGUAUCACCUGGGUUGGCCCUACUCCGGCACAGAUGGUCGACCUUGGCCUAAAGCAUCGCGCACGCGCCCUUGCCAUCGAAUCCGGUGUUCCUGUGGUUCCUGGUUCCGAGGGCACGUUAACAUCACUAGACGAUGCACUAGCCGAGGCGCAGAACGUGGGCUACCCGCUGAUGCUCAAAAGCACGGCUGGUGGCGGUGGUAUUGGUUUGAGGCGCUGCGCAAAUGAAGCUGAGUUGAGGGACGCCUUUGAAGGAGUCCAGCGCCAGGCAGUAGCUAAUUUCGGCGACGGGGCCGUCUUCAUAGAGCGCUUCGUUGAACUGGCGCGUCAUAUUGAGAUCCAAAUCAUCGGAGACGGCAGAGGAGCUGUCGUCACAGCUGGUGAAAGAGACUGCACCCUUCAACGACGACACCAGAAGAUUUUCGAGGAAAGCCCCGCGAUCAUGGUGCCGGAAGGACAGCGUGCGGCCAUGAGGGCUGCCGCUGUGCGGCUGGCUGCCCACGUGAGGUACCGCAAUGUUGGCACGAUUGAGUUCAUCUACGACGUGAACAAAGACGAGUUCUACUUUCUCGAAGUCAACACUCGCUUGCAGGUUGAGCAUCCAGUAACCGAGCUGGUGACGGGCUUAGAUCUUGUGGAAUGCAUGCUGCAAGUUGCUGCCGGUCAAGAAGUUGAACUCUUCAGCAGUCCAGUCAACCACCUCCCAACAACAGGGGCGUCCAUUGAAGUGCGAUUGUACGCUGAGAGCCCUCUGGAGCAGUUCCGUCCAUGUGCUGGGACGGUGAGCAAACUGAAUUGGCCCGAAUCCCUACGCGUGGAUACCUGGAUUGAUGAGGGCACUCACGUCACGACGCUCUACGACAGUAUGAUUGCCAAGCUCAUUGCCGUGGGAUCGGACCGUCGCGAGGCUCUAGAGCGACUUGCAGACGGCUUGAAUAACACGGUUGUUGAGGGCGUCCAGACAAAUCUCGACUAUCUGCGGCAAAUUGUGGCAUCGGAAUUAUUCUCUUCGGGAAACUUUCAUACCAAGUCACUGGACUCAUUUCAGUUCAUCUCUUCCACCUUUGAGGUGAUUGAGUGCGAUGGAAGUGUGUCCGUACAAGACUAUCCUGGCAGAACUGGUUACUGGAGCGUUGGAAUCCCACCCAGCGGCCCAGCUGAUAGUCUUUCUUUUCGCCUCGCCAACCGACUUGUGGGCAACGACGACGAUGCUGCAGGGCUUGAGUGUACGCUACACGGACCUCGUCUGAGAUUCCAUCGUGAUGCAGUGAUUGCCGUCACCGGCGGUGAAACACUCUUGCUCAUCGAUGAAAAGCCCGCCCCUCUGAGCACGACUUUGCGCAUUCAAGCCGGACAAACAGUGCACGUGGGUGCUAUCACAGCCGGCUACCAUGUCUACAUUGCCAUUGGUGGUGGUAUCCAAGUUCCGUCCGUUAUGGGUAGCAGAUCAACCUUUGAACUGGCCAAAAUGGGAGGCUAUAAGGGUCGUUCGCUUCGUCCACGAGACAUUGUGCCCAUAGGUACUUCCCAAACCAAGACAAUCAGAUUACUGUCCUGUCCUGUAAUAUCAAUGCCAAAGCAGGUUGGCGGUAAGAGCUGGAGGAUUCGUGUGCUCCCUGGACCACACGGAGCGCCCGACUACUUCACCCAUAAUGGCCUCGUAAAACUAUUCUCCAGUAUAUGGAAGGUACACCACAACAGCAACCGUCUUGGCAUCCGGCUUUCGGGGCCCAAGCCGGAAUGGGCGCGCGAUUCGGGAGGCGAGGCAGGGCUUCAUCCGUCCAAUAUCCACGACAGCCCCUAUUCUAUUGGAAGUGUGAGCUUCACGGGUGACGAAGCUGUGAUUCUCGGAUGUGAUGGGCCGAGCCUUGGAGGCUUUGUCGUUUUUAGCGUUAUCAUCUCGGCGGAUCAGUGGAAGAUGGGGCAGCUGCGGCCAGGAGAUUCCGUAUCGUUUCAGCCCAUCUCUUCUCAAGCAGCACUAAAGCUGGACAGCGAAUUUCAGCGUGCAAUAUCGCAGAUCAGGCUGCCAUACGAUCUCGGGAUUGAAGAAACAGUUGGCACCCCCAAUCUCGACGGCCUGGAAGUCGUUCUCGGAAAGACUACGCACAAUGGCCACGACUAUGUUUGCCGCCAGGCUGGAGAUAAUGCACUGCUCAUAGAGAUCGAUGGCGCCUCUGACUUUGAUCUUGCGAGAAGUUUUGAGAUCUUUGCAUUCUGCGAGCGGCACCGUGAACAGCCUGUUCCUGGCGUCCAAGAACUCACUCCGGGCGUGGGUACUAUUCACGUCAUUUAUGAUCAUGGGCUACCGGCUGCUACGUUGAUCGACCGGCUGUUUGCUCACCUAGCGACAUGUCAAUUAAGACGCAGCAUCCCCUCAAGAACAGUCCGACUACCUCUCGCCUUUGAUGAUACUGUCUGCCGGGCUGCUGUAGAGCGCUAUGCUUCUACAAUCCGUGGCGAAGCUCCUUGGCUCCCAAGCAACAUUGAGUUUUUGCAGGAGCUGAAUGGUAUUGAGGAUAUAUCGGUGCUCUUGCACAGCGCAACUUUCCUCGUGGUCGGCCUCGGUGAUGUCUUCCUUGGCUCUCCUUGCGCAGUGCCACUCGAUCCCCGUCACAGAUUGUUUGGAACCAAGUAUAAUCCCUCACGCUCUUUCACGCCGCGUGGAGCGCUCGUUGGAAGGACAAAGGAUAUAUGGACAUCACCGGAGACUCUACCAUCAACUGUUAAUCAGCCACCCUGGCUAUUCCGCCAAUUCGAUCGCAUAACCUUCUACCCGGUGACAGAAGAGGAGCUGGACAGCCAACCAGCGGAUAAGUUGAUCCAAAUUGUCGAGGGCGAACUGGAACUUGCAUGGUACGAAUCUCUAUUAGCUGGCAAUAAGGAGCUCAUUGCGCAACACCGAGCGCAGCAAAGAGCAUCGAUGCUCAAUGUGUCCUUCCUCGAAGAUUUGUCAAAGCCGUACAUUCCCAAAUCCCGCACAGUGAAAGGAUCUUCCAGGGGGGAAGACGGGAGUGCCUAUGGCACACAGGUACCAUCAGCGAUACCGGGACGCUGCUUUGAAUUGCAUGUGCAGCCUGGACAGAAGAUUACCAAGGGUCACCCACUGGUAAGCAUUGAGUCGUGCAAGAUGGAGGUUGUCGUCAGGAGCCCCCUUGAUGGAGCGUGCAGUGCUGUGCUGGUUGAAGCCGGAGAUAAUGUCGACGCUGGAGAUGUAUUAGUGGUUAUAGAUUAA